UGUUUGCGGUGGAAUCGGUCGCGGAGAGGGGAAGACCCACACGCGCACACUGACAGCCCCGCGUAAAAGCGAGGUGUGUGUUAUGGCUUUACCAGCCCUGACCCGGACCUCUCCGUUGUCACCACCAAUCUGACGCAGUCUAACUACUUCCCUCUGGCCAAUCAGAAUGGGGGAUGGCCUGGAGGCCCCUCCCCUCAUCCAGAACCCCCUGCCCCCUGAGACAUUUAACCCCUCCCGCCCUCCUCGAUACACCAAUCAGCUGCAGUAUCUCCUGAAGAAUGUGCUGAAGUCACUUUGGAAGCACCACUUCUCUUGGCCUUUCCAGGCUCCCGUAGACGCCGCCAAACUCAACCUGCCGGACUACUAUAAGAUCAUAAAAACCCCUAUGGACAUGGGAACCAUUAAGACCAGACUGGAGAGCGGGUAUUACUGGAACGCCCAGGAGUGUAUACAAGACUUCAAUACCAUGUUUACCAACUGCUACAUCUACAACAAGCCGGGGGACGAUAUAGUGCUCAUGGCCAAAACGUUAGAGAAAGCAUUCCUACAGAAGAUCUCUGAGCUACCACCAGAGGAAAUCGAAAUCCCUGCAAAGACCAAGAACAGAGGCAGGGUCAGACGAGACACGGGUUUUCUCUCUGAUUCGCCGGGGAGUGUGUCCGUGUCCUCGCCCAUGUCUGCUGGGGGAAUCCAAACCCAAACCACUACACCUCCCUUCCCCCCCCUCGGCCCUCUGGACCAGCUCACCCAGGCCUUGACCACUGUGUCUGCACCUAUCGUCACGGCGAUGUCAGGGCCGCCUCUCCUACAGAGUGCCACGCCCCUCACUAAGCUAAAGAAGAGCCAGAAGCGGAAGGCAGACACCACAACGCCGAACGCCAGCGACCAGCUCGGAGAGUCGUCGCCCGCGGCAACAGAGCCGCGACCGCGCAGGGAGAGCACUCGUCCCAAACAGCCACGGUCAGACCUCCCCGACUCGGGCGGGUUUGGCGUGAUGGCGCCCCCUAGCCCUGGGAGAAGGGAACAGCUGCAGUACUGUAAGGAGGUGCUGAAGGAGAUGUUGUCGAAGAAACACGUGGGCUACGCCUGGCCUUUCUACAGGCCUGUGGACGCCAGCGCUCUGGGUCUACACGACUACCACAACAUCAUUAAACACCCUAUGGACCUCAGCACCAUAAAGGCUAAGUUGGAUGGCUGCCAGUAUCAUAAUGCCCAGGAGUUUGCCGCUGAUGUUCGAUUAAUGUUCUCCAACUGUUACAAAUACAACCCACCGGAUCACGACGUGGUAGCCAUGGGCCGCAAACUACAGGACGUCUUUGAGAUGCGAUUCGCUAAGAUGCCUGAUGGGCCAGAGGAGAGGCCCCACCUACCCGCCCCUUCUCCUUCACCAGUCAAACAACAGCCCGCCCCCGUCCCGCCCUCUGGCACCUCCUCCGACGAAUCAGGGACUUCUGAUGGAGACUCGGACCAGGAGCGAGCUCACCGGUUGGCUGAGCUCCAGGACCAGCUGAAAGCCAUCCAUGAGCAGUUGGCAGCCCUGUCCCAGCCCCAGGUCAGUAAACCCAAGAAAAAAGAGAAGAGGAAAGACAAGCACAGGAGGAAACCCGGUGAAGCUCCGCCCUCUCCUGGGAAAUUAGCCAUGUGGCUCACGCCAGAAGCUCCGCCCCCGGGCAGCAAAAAGAACAAGACGGGCAAAGAUCCUGCUCUGACCACCAAACCCAAGACACCUGGAAAAAGAGAGCCCUCAAAAGCCAUCAGCAACCCAGCACCCACCCCCUCUUUGGCCACACCCUCCCUGGUGCCAUCUGCCUACCUGGAGUCAGAGGAGGUGGGUGUGGCCGACGGGUGUCGGCUGAUGACGCUGGAGGAGAAGAGACAGCUGAGCCUGGACAUUAACAGGCUGCCCAGUAAGAAACUGGGACGUGUGGUUCGCAUCAUCCAAUCACGGGAGCCCACGCUGAAAAGCUCCAACCCAGACGAGAUCGAGAUUGACUUUGAGAUGCUGAAGCCCUCCACCCUCAGAGAGCUAGAGAGAUACGUGUCAGCCAGCAAAAGGAACAGAGCAGGUGAGAAAAAUAAGAAGAUGAAGAUUGGCUCCUCAUCAGACACAAGCAGCCAGUCCAGCUCCUCUGACAGUGAGGACUCAGAGACAGGACCGCUGUCUAAGCAGAGACCCAGGUUAGACUCAGGGAAGGAGGCCAGCGGACUGUACCAUCAGACCCCUGUGACAGGGGGAGCCCAGACUUCAGCUCCAGCUUCCGUUGUUCCCAACACCCAGGUCCCAGUGGUACAGUCCUACCCCCCUGUCUCAGGUUCGGCACUGCAACCUUCCCACCUCCUAGGAAACGGUUUCGACCAUUUCAGUCAGACGACUGUGGCUGAUGCCGCCCCGUUGGGCGUGCACACACACGUGCAGGUCACACACGCUCCGCUGCAGACGCAUGCAUUUCUCAACCACAACCCCCAGCCGCUCACAGCACCCUCUCCAGCUCUUCCUUCAGUCCAGACUCAGCUGCCGUCCCACCCGGUCGAGAGAGCUCCAGCCCCUCCUCCUCCACCUAAACCUGCCCCUCCUGCAUCUGUCUCCUCAACGCCGGUCAUCUCUGCCCCCUUCCCGCACCCCUCUGUGGCCCUGACACAGACCCGCAGGCCUCUGGCCCCUCCCCUCCCCUCCCUGGGCCCCCAGGGAUCCUCCAUUCUGGACCAAGUCCCAGCUCAGCCCCCCGAGACGCUGCUGGAGGGGGAGGACGAGGAGCCAGGAUCCCCUUCCCUUCCUCUCUGUCAGAUGGACAUGUGUCUUGGGUCUCUGCAACAGUCCAUAGAGACGACCCCUCCCCCCCAGUCUACCCUGUUCACUCACUCACAUGCACCACUGCUACAGGACAAUGGCCCCAAGCUGCUACGCCACGCACCACUCAGUGGGACAGAAACACACAACGCAGGCCCGCUGAAGGAAAGCCCGCCCCCUCUGAUUCAGCAGCUCCAUUCACUAGCCAACCAGUCUCCACCUGCCAGUCUGCAGCCCAAGAGACCAGUCCUGACUAAACAGGAGAGACUGAGUUCAUCCCCUGACGUGUCCCAGAGUCCUGGCCUACUGCAGGAGUCCACUCACAGCAAACUCAGUCCACCCAAAUUAAAUCUCAAGCCACUGGACAGUUCUGGGCUCCGCCCCACGGAUUCUCCAACCACAGCACUUCAGGAUAAAAUCAAACAAGAGCCCAAAACACCCACUGCUCCCAAAAAGGAUGUGAAAUUGAAGAGUAUGGGACCAUGGGCGAGUCUUGUCCAAAGGCCUUCCUCUAACCCCGCCUCCACUGGCUCCUCACUGGCCCGUUCGUCGAGUGACAGCUUUGAGCAGUUCAGACGGGCGGCGAGGGAGAAAGAGGAGCGAGAGAAAGCCCUGCGAGCGCAGAACGAACAGGCGGAGAGAGAUAGAGUGAGGAGAGAACAGAGUGAACAGACAGAGAGAGAGAGAGUGCGGAGAGAACAGGACAGACUACGAGAGGCAGAGCAGCAGGGUGAUUCUGUCAGACUGCAGACACAGGCUCACCAGACGCCCCCCCAGCUGCCCCCACAGACUCUGUCUCCACCAGACGCCCUUAACACACAAACACCCACACCUGACCAGCAGAGGGAGCUAGCACGCAGGAGAGAACAGGAGCGGAGGAGGAGAGAGGCAAUGGCUGCUGUCAUAGACAUGAACUUUCAGAGUGAUCUGAUGGCCAUCUUUGAGGAGAACCUGUUCUGACAGAGGAAGAAACAUAGUUCAAGACAGAGAGAGAGACAGAGACAGAAAGACAGUGCUCUGAUAGUGUGAUCUGAAGUACCCCCCACCCAUACCUCUUCAUACUCAUCCUGUCUAUCUGUGUGUGGAGCCUGUGUGUGUGUGUGUGUGUGUGUUUGAGAGAGAGAGAGAG
Molecule: messenger RNA, 3917 nt
Organism: Chanos chanos (milkfish)
Lineage: Eukaryota; Metazoa; Chordata; Actinopteri; Gonorynchiformes; Chanidae
Product: bromodomain-containing protein 3
Exons: 20
Coding region: 167-3748 (1193 amino acids)
Biological process (GO): chromatin remodeling; regulation of DNA-templated transcription
Cellular component (GO): chromatin; nucleus
Source: RefSeq, a predicted model, not a curated record